Alternaria incomplexa is the source of this 867-nucleotide messenger RNA. RefSeq lists its product as uncharacterized. The transcript has a single exon. The record is from RefSeq and is a predicted model, not a curated record. Gene Ontology annotation, biological process: glutaminyl-tRNAGln biosynthesis via transamidation; regulation of translational fidelity. Gene Ontology annotation, molecular function: glutaminyl-tRNA synthase (glutamine-hydrolyzing) activity. Lineage: Eukaryota; Fungi; Ascomycota; Dothideomycetes; Pleosporales; Pleosporaceae. The coding region runs from base 1 to 867 and encodes 288 amino acids.
AUGACGACCCACGUUGGUCCAUGCGAGGGCUGUGACCUCGGCGGCGGCGUUACUGCAUCCGCACUAGUGUUUGCAACCGCCUCGAGCUUCACGACUUUACAUUCACAGCAGCGUCGCUCGGGUCUCGCGAUAGAAGAGCAAGAUCGCCGUUAUAUCGAUGCGCUGAAGUAUCACACGGUCUACAACGAAAAUCUUGUUCCGCCCCGACAAACGUUCUAUCCCGCCUCGCGCAUCACAUCCAUCAUGGCGGCACGUCGCGCGUUUGCGUUCACGACGUUUUGCAAGCCUUUACAAUACCUGCAAAUACGCUCAUACAUGCCAUCACAUGUACGAAGAUACGAGGAUCUGUGGAAUGAGGAAAAGCCGGCACCGAAGAAGAUAGGCAUCCAUCCCGACGAACUCGAAGAGCUUCUAGCAAAGCCCACCUGGUCCGUCGAGUCUCUACUACCACCAAAGACGCGCGCUCCCGACGCCCCCCAGAUUACCUCUCAACAACUACAUCAUCUCCUCCGCCUAUCAGCCCUCCCGCCACCCGAAACGGCCGAACAAGAGCAGAAGAUGCUAGACACACUAGCAGCGCAAUUACACUUUGUGGGCAAGAUCCAGGAAGUGGAUACAACAGGUGUGAAGCCGUUGCGGGCUAUACGGGACGAAACGAUGGCUGCAGAAGAAGAGCAGACGAUUACGUUGGAGACGCUAAGGGAUGCUUUGGAUAAAGAGAAGGUUAUAGGACAGCAUCACAAGCGGCUACAACGAGAUCCUACGCCUGUGGAUGCGAGAGAUGUGGAGGAUUGGGAUGUUCUGGGCUCAGCGGAACGGAAGUCUGGCAAAUACUUUGUCGUAGAGAGCGAACGGCCGCAGGAAUGA